AUGGCCCUUCCGUCAGCAUACCGCGAGAACCUUGAGGCGGCACUAGACCCUAGCCGCCAGAAAGGUCAGGUCUUCAAGCUUACAGCACCAGCUGACGAGCUUGGUUGUGUUGACUUCGGCUCAAAUAAAACCCUUUCCCUUGGUGGGAGCGCAGCAACACGAGAGGAGUUUCUCAGAGAGCUUGCGCGAAAUCCUAACUUUGCUAUUGGGACCGGGGGCAGCCGUCUCCUAGGCGGAACCACUCGAUAUAUUGACGAGCUCGAACGAGACUUGGCCCACUUUUAUAAUGCAGACGAGGGCUUGAUUUUGCCUUCUGGAUAUGAGGGCAACGUUGCUAUUCAUGCGACGCUCCCGCAGACGGGAGAUGCCAUUAUUCACGACGCAAAGAUUCAUGCCAGCACGCGCGAUGGCAUGCGUUCCUCAAAAGCACACAUCAUACGACCAUUUGCGCACAACGACCCACAAUCCUUGUACGACGUUCUCGAAGAAGUCAAGCUAUUGGAGCCAGCAAUUGCCGAUGGGCUCAAUACCGUCUUCGUGACCAUUGAAUCGAUCUACAGCAUGGACGGGGACGUGGCGCCCGUGGCUGAGAUCGUCAACGAAGCGAAACGGGCCUUGCCGAAAGGUAAUCUUGUUAUGAUCCUUGACGAGGCUCACUCCCAUGGUAUUGUCGGACCAAGUGGAGCUGGUCUAGCCUGUCAGCUGGGUCUGGAGCACGAGAUUGCUGUCAGGUUGCACACCUUCGGCAAGGCUAUUGGAGGAGGUGGUGGCAUUAUUCUCUGUGACGGUCUGAUUAAAAGGUAUCUGGUCAGCCAUGCGCGUAACUUCAUGUUCACCACGGCUCCGGCCUUCACUUUUUUUGCCACCAUCAAAGCUGCGGUCACUGUCAUGAGCAGCGAGGAGGGUGACUGGAGCAAAUCGAAGCGUUGGUCAAGUCGAUCAUGGAAUGGGCGGACCAAGGUAAACUGGAUGAACAUUAUCCGUGAUAUUUUCAUCUUAGUCGGAAAAUGGUUUAUGUACAGAAAAUAUGUUUCCAUUUGUCUCAAUCUGACUUUCGUUUCAUGA
Aspergillus oryzae RIB40 is the source of this 1065-nucleotide messenger RNA. Its product is annotated as aminotransferase class I/II-fold pyridoxal phosphate-dependent enzyme. Gene Ontology annotation, molecular function: pyridoxal phosphate binding. The transcript has 4 exons. The record is from RefSeq and is a predicted model, not a curated record. NCBI's taxonomy places the organism in Eukaryota, Fungi, Ascomycota, Eurotiomycetes, Eurotiales, Aspergillaceae. Gene Ontology annotation, biological process: biosynthetic process. The coding region runs from base 1 to 1065 and encodes 354 amino acids.